AUGCAGAUGGGCAUGUCAAAAAAUGGUCCAGAUCGAAACCUGAUGAAGCAAACCAGACCCAAGUUACUGGGAUUAACGGGGUCGGCCCAAGAUACUGUCAUCAGUGGCUUUCUAAGCCGAUUGUUAGCAACCUUGUACGAAGGCAGUUUGGCUUGGGCUUACCUGGCUGAGCCUUUCGUUCCGGGUAAGUUUGGUCGAGUCUCGUUUUAUAUUACAGCGGAUAUGGUAGUUCAGGAUGUGAUUGGCACUUAUGUACCACAUGUUACUAGUCACUAUGAUUCAGGGUCAUAG
Morchella importuna is the source of this 291-nucleotide messenger RNA. RefSeq lists its product as uncharacterized. Bases 1 to 291 code for a protein of 96 amino acids. NCBI's taxonomy places the organism in Eukaryota, Fungi, Ascomycota, Pezizomycetes, Pezizales, Morchellaceae. The transcript is spliced from 4 exons. The record is from RefSeq and is a predicted model, not a curated record.